AUGGAUCAUCAUAAGCAGUCCAUCCACCCGAUCUCGCACUCUGAUCUUCCAUUCCUCUCCGACCUCGUCCACACCUGCAAACUCGCCCUCCCCAUCAAUCGCCUCUUAUUCAAAGAUUGGCCCAAUGAAGCUGCUCAAAAACCGCUCUACGCAGCUGCUGUCGAAACAGCAUUCCAAGGUGAAUUUGUCGAUUGUCUAAAAUCAAUCGACGAGAAGUCGGGGGAUAUUCUCGGAUAUCUUGCCUUGACUAGAAAACGGUCCUCUACUGGGAAUACAAACAAUCAACCGCCGUCCGGUAAAGGCAUCGGAAGUGAAAAGCCGCAGGAUAUACCUGAAUUUUUCAACUCGGAGGUUCUCGAAGCAGUAUCCGGGGCGGUGUCUGAGAUCGCCCGAAGCGCGGUAGGAUUCGAUCAUUUCGGUAUAACGUCUUGUGGCCAACGAUGUCCACCUAUGCUGACCAAGAGGGAGCAGAGCUCUCAUAUAUCUGCGUUAAGCCUUCGACCCGUCGGCAAGGGAUAG
Messenger RNA from Fonsecaea nubica, 519 nucleotides. RefSeq lists its product as hypothetical. The coding region runs from base 1 to 519 and encodes 172 amino acids. NCBI's taxonomy places the organism in Eukaryota, Fungi, Ascomycota, Eurotiomycetes, Chaetothyriales, Herpotrichiellaceae. The transcript has a single exon. The record is from RefSeq and is a predicted model, not a curated record.